Molecule: messenger RNA, 1340 nt
Organism: Hipposideros armiger (great roundleaf bat)
Lineage: Eukaryota; Metazoa; Chordata; Mammalia; Chiroptera; Hipposideridae
Gene: RRH
Product: retinal pigment epithelium-derived rhodopsin homolog
Exons: 7
Coding region: 393-1256 (287 amino acids)
Biological process (GO): visual perception; G protein-coupled receptor signaling pathway
Cellular component (GO): membrane
Molecular function (GO): G protein-coupled receptor activity
Source: RefSeq, a predicted model, not a curated record
UUCUCUCUGGUUCUUACCUCUGCAGCUUUAAUAAUAAUGAUGUUAUUGUAUUACCAUGACUCAGAUGACUGCUACCACCACCCCACUACUAGCUGUUACUACUAAUGUCAUUAUUUGAAUAGUUGAUGUACCAACCAUUGUUCUAAAUACUUACAUGAACAGAAUAAUUCUUAUAAUAAUUCAGUAAGCAAAUUCAUUUUGUUUUUCCCAUUUACACAGAUGAAGAGUUUAGGUAACUUGCCCAACACACACAUCUACUCAGUAUUUAUACUACGAUUUGAACUCAGGCAUUUUGGUUCUAGAGCCCUCACAUUAUAACCACAAGGGUCUGUUUUAUCAAGGAAUACUGUAUAAUAAGUAUUCUCAGCAACAUAACAGUUCUGGGCAUCUUCAUGAAAUACAAGGAACUUCGGACACCCACAAAUGCAAUUAUCAUUAACCUGGCCGUUACUGACAUCGGGGUCAGUAGUAUUGGCUAUCCCAUGUCUGCUGCCUCAGAUCUGUAUGGAAGUUGGAAAUUUGGAUAUGCAGGAUGUCAGAUUUAUGCUGGAUUGAAUAUCUUUUUUGGAAUGGCAAGUAUCGGGUUACUCACAGUCGUGGCCAUGGAUCGAUACCUGACCAUCUGCCGUCCUGACAUAGGAAGAAGAAUGACCACCAACACUUACAUCAGCAUGAUUGUGGGGGCCUGGGUCAAUGGCCUCGUUUGGGCUGUGAUGCCUAUCUUAGGGUGGGCUAGUUAUGCCCCAGAUCCUACUGGGGCCACCUGUACCAUAAACUGGCGGGAAAAUGAUGCAUCUUUUGUUUCUUUCACGAUGACAGUUGUUGUGAUAAAUUUUAUUGUGCCCUUGACAGUGAUGUUUUACUGCUAUUACCAUGUCACUCGAUCAAUUAAAUGUCAUACUACUAGUAACUGCACUGAGUACCUCAACAGGGAUUGGUCAGAUCAGGUAGAUGUAACAAAGAUGUCUGUGAUAAUGAUACUCAUGUUUCUGGUGGCGUGGUCCCCUUAUUCCAUCGUGUGCUUAUGGGCUGCCUUUGGUGAUCCAAAGAAGGUUCCUCCCUCAAUGGCCAUUAUUGCUCCACUGUUUGCCAAAUCUUCUACCUUCUACAAUCCCUGUAUUUAUGUGGUUGCUAAUAAAAAGUUUCGGAGGGCAAUAUUUGCCAUGUUCAAAUGUCAGACUCACCAAGCAACACCCGUGACAAAUAUUUUACCAAUGGAUGUACCUCAAAAUCCACUGACUUCUGGGAGAAUAUGAAAUCAGAGGAAAGCACAAGUUAUCAAAACAUUUUACUUACUUUUUUUUUUGCAGUGCUUUCAUUUUAUUUAAAGUAUGAGCCCA